This is a messenger RNA of Paraglomus brasilianum, 891 nucleotides long. Lineage: Eukaryota; Fungi; Glomeromycota; Glomeromycetes; Paraglomerales; Paraglomeraceae. The record is from the annotation of a GenBank genome assembly.
AUGUCGCAGCUUCGAGUAUUUGUUUCCGGCACAUAUUACUCAGUGGCAAGAGUAAUUGUGCAAGAAUUAUAUAAACGUUUUGGAAACACUGUAGCCGAAGUGCGACUUGGAUUCGAUAAGGAGCAACCGACGCCGUUCUGGUCGUCUCGAGUCAGUAUAAUAUGUUCAAUAGACUCGGAAAACAAAGACACCAUAAGGGAAGCUUUGAAAAACGUGAACGCAGCGUUUUUAUGGAAGGCUCCGGGUGAUCCAGAAGAUUUAUUGAAGAGUUUUGUCGAUGUAGCAGAAGAAAAUGGCGUUCAAAACCUCGUUAUUCUCUCUACAUAUCAUUCAUACUUGGCUUCUGGCCAAGAGAUUGAGACAUAUGUAUCUUCAAAAUCUAUCCCUCGAUAUACUUUUCUCCAUGUACCGUUUUUUACUCACCACUUUGACAUUUAUAAAAAUACCAUUAUCAAAGAGAAGACUUUAUCUUUACCUAUUGGCACUGAAGCCAGCUUUGCACCGCUAGAUGACCGGGAUUUUGCGGAAGUCGUCGUUACGCUCUUGUUAUCACCAGACGACAAUUUACACAAUCAAACUACUUAUACUCUAACAGGGCCAAAACUAUAUACGGGCCCUGAGUUGGCCGAGAGAUUAUCCGUAAUCAUGAACGACCAUGUGAAAUUUUUUGGAACGUCACUAAACGAGGCCGAGCAACAAUUGAGUAAACUUCUUCCGCAGGCCAACGAGCGAGUAAAACAACAGCAUUUGGAAUUAUAUCGAGCGAUAAAGAGCGGCGAAUGUGAAGUGAAGACUGAAGAUGUAAAGAAGAUAUUGGGUGACAAGAAGGCACCGCGAGACAUUGAGAUAUAUUUUGGUGACAUAAUAGUGAGAAUAACGAGAGGAUAUUAG